CAGACCUGUCCGCCUUCAAGAAGGGAUGGCACUUUUUUAGGCCUUGACAUGGGCAGUUUUUCUGUACUGGGAGCUACGCUGAAGGUCCUGGCUCCGUCGCCCCAGGCCAGUGGUGUUCCAGCCCCCGGCUAGAAGGAGUGGCGGGUCCGGGCAAGAGCCCCCGGCCCUGCCCAGCCAGACCUCACCAGAGGCCAGGACCCGCACUGCUUGCUUGGCUCUGAGCUGAAGGCACGUGGGGGUGUGUGUGUCUGCAUGUGUCUGCGCCUUUGGACUGCACGGCUGUAACUAGGCAUCCUCUGUCCUGUCUGUGCGUCCUUUGCUGCCUCCGAGAGCCCCAAGAUUGGGGAAUUCGCCACACCUGGGGUCAAGUCUCAGUUCUGUUGGUACCUUCUUAGGGACUUGGAUGAGUUGCCCGGCUUCUGUGGUCUUCUUUCCACGUCUGCCACGUGGGGAUGUUCCACUCACCUUCCAGGGAGGCUUCUGGAAGGAGAACGAACAUCCAGGAUGAGGUUUAGGUGCACCUUGUUCUAACGCACAAAGGUUUGGUUCAGUGCCUGCUAGGCAGCAGGGGCUCCAAGGGGCAGCCGGGUGGAUGGAGUGCCCACCCUCCAUCCCCCACCGAGCGGGGCUUUCUCCCACCCAGCUCCGCAUCCUGUCUCCCUCCCUCCUGCCUGCACGUCUGCCCCUGGGACUCUGCCGUGUCACCCUUGAGCCUGUGUGGGUCCUUGGCACAGACGGCCCUGUGCCCUCUUGCCCCCACCCCGCAGCCUGAGAGGGUCCCUGGGGCAGAGCCCAGGGUGGCUCUCCCUGGAGUCUGCAGGCCCGUUUCCUCCUCCAGGGCGUCCCUCCCAGCUUCCUCUGGCUUCUGACCCAGUGACCUGGGCCGGGAGAGGGAGAGAGGGGGCAUCGCCAGGAGCCUGGGGUGGCAGACUGAUGAGCUGGCGCUACCCUCCCCCAUGGCUGGAAUGCGAGGCCACCAGCCCAGCUGUUUGUCCAGGAGGCUGAGGUCGCUGCCGGCCCCGAGUCUGUUUUCACUCCCAGGCCCAGGAGCCUCCGGGACUUUCCCGAGUUUGUUCCCUGAACCCACUGCGGGGCCUCGGGUCAAGCGAGCACCUGGGAGUUUCCCGACUACCUGCUGUUCCUUGGCGAAGUGGGGCUCCCCUUCUGCUCUGGCUCCCCCAAAAUGGGAAGGCACAGACCUCUACUCUCCGACCCUCUCACAAGUGGUGGCCUUUUUGGUGUCCCCAGAAGGACACUCCGUUGCUGCCCAGUCUGGGCCGGGUGCCCCUGUGCCUCCCCAUCAGGGCACUCGGCACUGUGCACUGUCCUGUCUUUACCUGCCCCUACCCCAGAGUUCCGGGCGGCUGUGGCGGGGGGAGCAGCCUAAGCCCAGAGUCGCCGGAGAGCCUCCCCUGAAGUUAGAAGGAAGAAUCUGCCCAGGGGGCUCCGCGCAGCAAGAUGAGGAGGUUCCUGAGGCCGGGACAUGACCCUGCGAGGGAGAGGCUCAAGCGGGACCUCUUCCAGUUUAACAAGACGGUGGAGCAUGGCUUCCCGCACCAGCCCAGCGCCCUCGGCUACAGCCCCUCCCUGCGCAUCCUGGCCAUCGGCACCCGCUCCGGAGCCAUCAAGCUCUAUGGUGCCCCGGGGGUGGAGUUCAUGGGUCUGCACCGUGAGAACAACGCUGCAGUGCAGAUCCACUUCCUGCCUGGCCAGUGCCGGCUGGUCACCCUGCUGGAUGACAACAGCCUGCACCUGUGGAGCCUGAAGGUCAAAGGCGGGGUGUCAGAGCUGCAGGAGGAUGAGAGUUUCACGCUCCGUGGCCCCCCAGGGGCCGCCCCCAGUGCCACGCAGAUCACCGUGGUCCUGCCGCAUUCCUCCUGCCAGCUGCUUUACCUGGGCACCGAGAGCGGCAGUGUGUUCGUGGUGCAGCUGCCGGCUUUCCGCGCGCUGGAGGACCGGACGAUCAGCUCAGAGGCCGUGCUGCAGCGGUUGCCAGAGGAGGUCCGCCACAGGCGGGCGUUUGAGAUGGUGGAGGCUCUGCAGGAACAUCCCCGGGACCCCAACCAGAUCCUCAUUGGCUACAGCCGGGGCCUUGUCGUCAUCUGGGACCUCCAGGGCAGCUGUGUGCUCUGUCAUUUCCUCAGCAGCCAGCAACUGGAGAACGUCUGCUGGCAGCGGGACGGCCAUCUGAUUGUCAGCUGCCAUUCUGACGGCGGCUACUGCCAGUGGCCCGUGUCCAGUGACACCCUGCAGCCGGAGCCCCCGCGCAGCUGUGUGCCUUACGGCCCUUUUCCUUGCAAAGCUAUUACCAAAAUCUUCUGGCUGACCACCAAGCAGGGGUUGCCCUUCACCAUCUUCCAGGGCGGCAUGCCGCGGGCCAGCUAUGGGGACCGCCACUGCAUCUCAGUGGUCCACAACGGCCAGCAGACAGCCUUUGACUUCACCUCCCGUGUCAUCGACUUCACUGUCCUCACUGAGGCGAACCCUGAGGCUGCCUUUGAUGACCCCUAUGCCCUGGUAGUGCUGGCUGAGGAGGAGCUGGUCGUGAUUGACCUGCAGACGGCUGGUUGGCCUCCGGUCCAGCCUCCCUACCUGGCCUCCCUGCACUGCUCCGCCAUCACCUGCUCCCACCAUGUCUCCAACAUCCCCCUGAAGCUGUGGGAGCGCAUCAUUGCUGCCGGCAGCCGGCAGAACACACACUUCUCCACCAUGGUAGGUCUGGCCCCAGCCCCGCCCCAGCCCAGAGCCAGGCUCGCCCAUGAACUUCUCCGUCAUCUCCUCCAGGAGUGGCCCAUUAACGGUGGCACCAGCCUGGCCCCGGCCCCACCCCAGAGGGACCUGCUGCUCACAGGGCACGAGGACGGCACGGUGCGGUUCUGGGAUGCCUCGGGCGUCUGCUUGCGGCUGCUCUACAAACUCAGCACGGUACGGGUGUUCCUCACCGACACAGACCCCAACGACAGCCUCAAUGCCCAGGGUGAGGACGAGUGGCCCCCCCUCCGCAAGGUGGGCUCCUUCGACCCCUACAGUGACGAUCCUCGGCUGGGCAUCCAGAAGAUUUUCCUCUGCAAAUACAGUGGCUACCUGGCUGUGGCCGGCACAGCAGGGCAGGUGCUGGUGCUGGAGCUGAAUGACGAGGAGGCGGAGCACGCCGUGGAGCAGGUGGAGGCCGACCUGCUGCAGGACCAGGAGGGCUACCGCUGGAAGGGGCACGAGCGGCUGUGUGCCCGCCCGGGGCCCGUGCACUUCGAGCCCGGCUUCCAGCCCUUUGUGUUGGUGCAGUGCCAGCCCCCGGCUGUGGUCACCUCCUUGGCCCUGCACUCCGAGUGGCGGCUCGUGGCCUUCGGCACCAGCCACGGCUUUGGCCUCUUUGACCACCAGCAGCGGCGGCAGGUCUUUGUCAAGUGCACGCUGCACCCCAACGACCAGCUAGCCUUGGAGGGCCCGCUGUCCCGCGUGAAGUCCCUAAAGAAGUCCCUGCGCCAGUCCUUCCGCCGGAUACGUCGCAGCCGGGUGUCCAGCAGGAAGCGGCGGCCUGCUGGCCCUCCGGGAGAGGUGAGGCCGAGGCCGGCCACGAGCCCGGGCAGAGCCCGGAGCAGCCAGCGGCAGGUCCCAACCACCCCUCCCUGCCCCGCCUGCUUUGGCCACAGACGCGGGCUCUGGGCCACCCCCGACCCCCACCAACCCUGUGACCUCGGAUCCGUCACACUGCUUCUCUGCGCCUCGGCUUCCCUAAGUGUGAGAGGCAGUCACUGUAAUGCCUCAGGCUCACGGCCUCAGUCAGGAUUACCAGGCAGGUGGUGGCAGGGGCUGUGGCCAGUCUUCCCGGAAGGCUCGCUGUUGAGCAAUCUGAUGCCCCCGGGAAGGAAGGCCAGAGCCCACCCUCAGGCCUGGCCCACUCCACUGCAGGUGCAGGAGGGGAGAAGCAGGGCGGAGAGGACUGGCCUGCAGAACGUGGAGCUGGCGCCCGUGCAGCGCAAGAUCGAGGCCCGCUCGGCGGAGGACUCCUUCACGGGCUUUGUCCGGACCCUCUACUUCGCUGACACCUACCUGAGGGACAGCUUCCGCCACUGCCCCUCGCUGUGGGCUGGCACCAAUGGAGGCACCGUCUACGCCUUUGCGCUGCGCGUGCCCCCCGCCGAGCGGAGAAUGGAUGAGCCGGUGCGGGCGGAGCAGGCCAAGGAGAUCCAGCUGAUGCACCGAGCGCCCGUGGUGGGCAUCCUGGUGCUGGACGGACACAGUGUGCCCCUUCCCGAGCCCCUGGAAGUGGCGCAUGACCUGUCAAAGAGCCCCGACAUGCAGGGAAGCCACCAGCUGCUUGUCGUGUCGGAGGAGCAGUUCAAGGUGUUCGCGCUGCCCGGGGUCAGCGCCAGGCUGAAGCUGAAGCUGACCGCCCUGGAGGGCUCGCGGGUGCGGCGGGUCGGUGCGGCGCACUUCGGCAGCUGUCGGGCCGAGCGCUACAGGGAGCAUCACCUGGCUGUCCUCACCAACCUGGGCGACAUCCAGGUGGUCUCGCUGCCCCUGCUCAAGCCCCAGGUGCGGUACAGCUGCAUCCGCCGGGAGGACGUCAGCGGCAUCGCCUCCUGCGUCUUCACCAAGCACGGCCAAGGUUUCUACCUGAUCUCACCCUCCGAGUUUGAGCGCUUCUCUCUCUCCACCAAGUGGCUGGUUGAGCCCCGGUGCCUGGUGGAUUCAGCAGAAACGAAGAACCACAGCCGUCUCUGCGACAGACCGGGCCCUGAGAAGGCCUCGGGCCGAGCCAGGUGGGUGAAGGGGCAGGUGGCCUUUGCUCCAGCCCCUGCUCACCCCACCCUCCCUGGGGUGCCCCCUGGGGGCUGGCCAGAGUCCCCUUCCCCCGUGAACUCAGCCCACCCUCCCAGCUCUGCCUCCUUGCCCCCCUUUGUAUGCCCCACCCUCCCAUGCAAGCUGGUCCGUCGACCUCAUUCUUCACGGGACCAGGGCUUUCCAGAACGGGGAGCCUAGUGGCCCCCGAUCCUUACUGUGUCCU
Molecule: messenger RNA, 5008 nt
Organism: Physeter macrocephalus (sperm whale)
Lineage: Eukaryota; Metazoa; Chordata; Mammalia; Artiodactyla; Physeteridae
Gene: LLGL2
Product: LLGL scribble cell polarity complex component 2
Exons: 21
Coding region: 1459-4983 (1174 amino acids)
Biological process (GO): regulation of establishment or maintenance of cell polarity; establishment of spindle orientation; cortical actin cytoskeleton organization
Cellular component (GO): plasma membrane; cortical actin cytoskeleton; cytoplasm
Molecular function (GO): GTPase activator activity; myosin II binding
Source: RefSeq, a predicted model, not a curated record